CACCGGACCCCGAUGAGCCGCAAUCAUCCUCACGAGGCCCUUCUAAACGAAGCGAUUCUUGACGCCCUUGCCUUGCCAAACGCAGACGCACGAGAGGAGCAGAUAGUCGAGUCCCAUGCUGGAUCGUACAAAUGGCUCGGGGACCCUGCCGGUCCACUGGACCGCUUCUUAAAUGACAGCUCUCAGCGUCUAUUCUGGAUCUCCGGCAGACCAGGUUCUGGCAAGUCAACCUUGUUGAGAUAUCUCAAGCAUCGCUCGGGCCUGUCCGAGCGCUUGCGAAGAUGGGGUGCCGGCCAUCGUCUCCAUAUCGCUAGCUUCUUUUUCUGGGAAAGCGGUCUUGUCUCGCAGCGAUCACUCGAAGGCCUUUUCCGUUCUUUGCUUCAUCAGCUACUGUCGAGCUGUCCUGCCCUGAUCAGACAGGUAUUCCAUUCGCUGUACGUGGAGAUACAAUCAGCGACGACUUUGGAACGGGUUCGCAGGCUGGCUGCUUGGGAGAUUGAAGAUCUCGCAGCCGCAUACGAUGCUUUCUUGGACAUCAUUCACCGGCAAGGAGAGCAGAAAGUCUUUCUGCUGCUGGACGGUCUUGAUGAGUUUGAGGGCAAUCAUUCGGAGAUCAUACGACUGGUGGAGAGCGCUACCCGGCACUCUGAUGUCAAGGUGUGCGUCUCGAGUCGGCCAUGGAGGAUAUUCGAGGAAGCCUUCUCGAAUGUCGCCCAACUUCGGCUGCAGGAUGUGACUCGUAACGACAUGCAGCGCUACGUCACCGAUCGGCUUGCCGGCCAAGCAUCCGACUCUGUAAUUGACGCUGUCGUCGAAAAAGCUGAAGGAGUCUUCUUCUGGUCAACGAUAGCGUGCAACGAAUUGCAAUCGAGAACUAAGGGAGCGGCAGUGCGGUCUGAAGAUGUGGAGUCUCUUCCCCUUGGCCUCGAUGCUCUAUAUCGCCAUCUUCUGACCGAAGCACCCGAGUCCACAUGCAAGAUGGCUGCAACCUACUUCAGUCUGAUAUUGGCCCGCGAGGACGUCUGCAUGUUCACCCGAAAUGACGAGACGGCACUGGUGACGGCAUGGGAGCUAGUAUUAGCCACUCACCUGGAUCACGAUCAAGCGACCAUGAGGCACAUGGACUCGAUGGCAAAGGAGACGAUCCGCAGUCUGUUGUCAGAGACCAUCGCGCAGAUACUUGACUCUACUCGCCGGCUCGUGCAGUUCUCGGGCCCCGAAGACGGUUUAGCCCACCAGUCGGUAUCGUUCUACCACCGAACAGUCCGGACAUGGGUGCGAGGUCCUGACGGUGCAAAACUGCUUCAGUACGCCAAGGAUGACCCUCAUUCGCUCCUGCUGCGAUCAGUUCUGCUAUGCUGGAGGAUUCCCUCCUCCGGUACCUUGCGAAGACAACGAAACGUGUCCGGAUGGUGGUCUCGUAUCAUGACAGGGUUUACUCACGCACGGCUCGCUUCAGACAUCGCUCAGGGCCAGAUAUUCGAUCUCCUCAUGUGCCUGAACGAAACCCUUAACGAUCUUUACCUGGCUCGUGUCGAGUCCGAGGAUCCGCGCGAGGCUCACGCACUGGACAACUGGGCUAGAAGCUGCUUUGGAACCCUGGAGUCCCGAGGGCGAACUCCGUACGAAGACGCCUUUCUUGCCUUGGCGGUGUCCUUUGGUCUCACCAGCUUUGUUGACCGAUACCUCAAGGAGGGACGGUAUGAGCCUGGCAACGGGUAUCCCUUACUCUGCUGGACUACGAGGUAUCUGUUCGAUCGACAAUCAUCCAUCUAUCCACUGACAGAUCCGGCCAUUGUGCAUGCGCUGUUGCGAUUUGGUCUGGACCCGAACCAGCGUAUGCUGCUGCCGAAGAAGCGUGAGGCCAAAGACGACGAGCCUCCCAAUUAUCUUGCAUCUCCCUGGAAGAUGUGUUUAGAGUCGGUUCAACAAGCACUGCGCCGCGGAUGGGUGGAACGUUCGCCGCCCGAGAAGUCUCGAUGGAAACAAGUCAUCGAGCUCUUUCUGGAAUACAAUGCGGAUAGAAACGUAACCGUGCAGACAACUCAUAAAGACCGCCGAGAGAAGGGCUCUGUGCUGCUCGAUAGACUUGACGCGUGGGCCGGGGAUGACUGAGUUCUCGUGAAACAGUCGCGUCGUUGAGAACUAGCUCCCUGCGAAUGUAUCUGGCUUGUAGGCUAACCAUGUAUUCUGUAUCUGAGUAACAAC
This is a messenger RNA of Kockovaella imperatae, 2208 nucleotides long. RefSeq lists its product as hypothetical. The record is from RefSeq and is a predicted model, not a curated record. The transcript has a single exon. Lineage: Eukaryota; Fungi; Basidiomycota; Tremellomycetes; Tremellales; Cuniculitremaceae. The coding region runs from base 13 to 2115 and encodes 700 amino acids.